UCUCUCUCUAUCUCUUCCUUUUUGAACUACCUUCCGUCAAAAAUGGGUAUCGACAUUUGUCAUAAAUGGGACAGAAAAGUCCGUCGCACACAACCCAAAUCACAAGAUGUUUAUUUACGCUUGUUGGUUAAGUUGUACCGCUAUUUGUACCGCCGUACACAUCAAAAAUUCAACAAGAUCAUUCUCAAGCGCUUGUUUAUGAGCAGAAUCAAUCGACCAGUCAUCUCGAUGCAACGCAUUAUUCGCUUGAUGAAGAAACGUCAGGCAACUGAGAACAAUGUUGCAGUGAUUGUGGGAACUGUCACCAAUGACUUACGUGUUUUGCAGGUUCCAAAGCUCAGAAUUUGUGCUCUUCGCGUUACUGAACGUGCCCGUGAAACUAUCACUAAAGCUGGUGGCGAAAUUAUUACAUUCGAUCAACUGGCAUUGUUGGCACCAACUGGCAAAAACACAGUUAUGAUGCAAGGUAAACGUAACUCUCGUGAGUCCUGUCGUCACUUUGGAAAGGCUCCUGGUGUGCCACACUCACAUACACGACCAUUCGUCCGAUCGAAGGGACGUAAAUUUGAACGUGCUCGUGGUCGUCGUACAUCAUGCGGUUACAAGAAGUAAAAUGUUUUGAUUUCUUAAAUAUAUGGAAGUUAAUAUUCGUGAACAUCCAACAAAUGCGAAUAAAGAUUCAAUCUUGUGAAAAAAGAAAAUUUUGUUUUCCAUUCAUGCAUUCUUUGUUUUGUUUUUGUAUAUUUAAUCAAAUAAUUUUG
Clunio marinus is the source of this 761-nucleotide messenger RNA. NCBI's taxonomy places the organism in Eukaryota, Metazoa, Arthropoda, Insecta, Diptera, Chironomidae. The record is from the annotation of a GenBank genome assembly.